ACACAGAUCUAAGCUCUUCGGGAAUAUCAAAUGAAUUUAAUAAGAAUAAUCAUAUUUCUAGCCUCAAUAAGCUUGAAUUUGUUCAAAGCAAAUGCCAUUGAGAAUCUUAUAAGACAAAAAUCAUAUGCAGCAUCGACAGAAGUCUUAAAAAGACUUUUGGACGUUGAGGAAAUGCUAGAAAAGAACUUGGCUAGCUACGUGGAAGAGCUUAAAUGGAAACUCGACCUAAUUCAACAAGCACUCAGAAAAUUUCGUGCCGAGGCGAUCAGAAUGAAUUUAUAUUUUAAAACUUAUUUGAGCAAUCCUCUAAAGAGUUUUGCGCUCAUACGCCAUCAGCAACAGGAUUGGCAGAAAUGGGCGCUAUUCAUGAGUGAAACAAUUGGAAAAGAACAUUUGGCAUAUGCGCAUGAAAUGCGCUCAGAACUACCCACAGCUUUCGAUCUUCAGGAGGCCAGUCGCAGUAUCGAGCUCCUAAUUACGUAUUAUGAACUGAAUCCCAACGAAUUGGCAAGCGGCAAGCUAUUAGGAUAUUCCCAGCCAGGAGCUGCUUUAUCGGCAAUGGAUUGUUACGCCUUGGGAAUGUUCAACUAUUUCCAGAAGGAAUAUACGAAAGCUGAAAUUUGGUUAAAUGCCUCGCUUUUGAAAUACGACUCAAGUCAAGAGGCCAAGUACAGUAUCUUCAUUAAUGAAAAAAGCAUCCAUAAGUGGUUGGGUAUCCUUUCGAUUAAACGCAGGGAGAACUCUUUAGGAAUGUGGCAUAUAAACCAAGCAAAAACUGAACACUACGACGGAAUUUUGGAAGAGCACAUUACAAUGGCGACCCUAAAGGAACACUGUGCCGCCAGUUUGCAACGACCCAGCCAUCUGCAUUGUCGCUAUAACAAUUGGACAACGCCGUUUCUUCGCAUUGCACCACUCAAAAUGGAGGAGCUCAGCAUCGAUCCUUUCGUGGUGCUCUAUCACAAUGUCAUUUACGAUAGCGAAAUUGAGUGGUUCCUAACCCAAAGCUUUGAUUAUACGCCCGCUUUGUUGGAUUAUGGAGGAUUUUCAGCGCAUCGCAGCGGCAAGAACGUUUUCAUUGAAUUGGAAAAGGGCGAGCUAGUUAAGACUAUCGAAAUGCGAGUGACAGACAUGUCUGGCUUGAGCAUGGAAGGAUCCGACGAUCUAUCUUUGAUCAACUACGGCAUCGGUGGUCACUAUAUUCCCCACCACGACUCAUUUUCAGAAGAGGAAAAUAAAACGGAAGAUCGCAUAGCUACAGCAUUGUUUUACUUGAGUGACGUUGAACUGGGAGGUGCCACAACAUUUCCCUUACUGAAUCUGACAAUCUCGCCCGAGAAAGGAACUGCUGUUCUGUGGCACAAUUUGAAAGAUUCCGGCACGCCCCAUCCAAAAACGGUUCACGCCGCAUGUCCUGUCAUUGUUGGCUCUAAGUAUGUGAUGACUAAAUGGAUUUAUAACAUGGAUCAGAUAUUUAGAAGACCUUGCCAGGCGAAUUCUUUGAACAGUUAAAGGGAUGCAAUUGCAUUGGUUCGCGUAUAGAAUAAAAAAAGCGAAAGUUAUUUAUUA
Molecule: messenger RNA, 1569 nt
Organism: Drosophila virilis
Lineage: Eukaryota; Metazoa; Arthropoda; Insecta; Diptera; Drosophilidae
Product: prolyl 4-hydroxylase subunit alpha-2
Biological process (GO): peptidyl-proline hydroxylation to 4-hydroxy-L-proline
Cellular component (GO): endoplasmic reticulum
Molecular function (GO): iron ion binding; procollagen-proline 4-dioxygenase activity; protein binding
Source: RefSeq, a predicted model, not a curated record